AGAAGACCGCGAGACCGCAGCACCCAGACCUGUCGCGAGCUCGGCACGAUUGAACUGCGCAGGCUUUGGAUGCGCAUUCGAUUUACCUCACCGGAACUGACGGUGGGAAGUUAGAGGCGAGAUUGCAGCAAAGUGUCCCCGCCCCUGUCCUCCGGAGGGUGCUCGAUUCGUGUUUAAACGAGCGCACCCAGAUUAGAGGACUCCACAGUGACAGAGAGCCUGGAACUAUAACGGCGCUUGGAGAGGGAGAGAGGACCACGAAGCAUUUCAGACGAUUUCCAAUCGAAAUAUCCAGAUACAAGGCCUCAGUGCAAGGGCUAUGAUGGGGAGGUUGUAUGAGUUCACGCUUUUGGUCCUCCUAGCCAUAUUUCUCUUGAACACUGAAUCAACAUGGGCCAAGAAAGGCAGCAGCAGCAGCAGCAGCAGCAGCAGUAGCAGUAGCAGCAGCAGAAAAACAUCAUCAUCAUCCUCCUCCAGCAACAGGGGUGGGACACAAUCAAAACCAUCCAGCUCUCAGCCGGGAAACUACCCAAGGCAGCCACAAAGUCCCAAUCGAAACCCCAAUCCAUAUCCUGGUGGUGGAAGUUAUCCAGGAGCUGGCAACACUAAUCCAGGAGGCUACCCAAGACAAAACCCUGCAGGUAAUCCAGGAGCUGGUGGUUACCCCAACCAGUAUCCUGGAAGAGCCAAUCCUGGAGGGUAUCCAAACCAGAACCCUGCUGGAGGGUAUCCAAACCAGAACCCUGCUGGAGGGUAUCCAGCAGCAGGUGGGUACCCAGCAGGGUCUCCAAACCAAAACCCAGGGAGAGGGAAUUAUCCAGCUGCUGGAGGCUAUCCAGCAGGUGGAAGUUAUCCCAAUCAGUACCCAGGCAGAGCUGGUACCAACCAAGGAGGAUAUCCUAACCAGUAUCCUGCUGGAGGAAAUUACCCCAACCAAUAUCCAGCAAGGAACUAUCCCAAUCAGAACCCAGGAGCAGGCGGCUAUCCAGCGGGUGGUUACCCAGCGGGGGGUUACCCAGCGGGGGGUUACCCAGCCAGAGGGGGUAACACAGGGCAGGGUUGGGGUCAGGGUGGUGUGAAUCCUGGUGGUUAUGGGGGCGGUUAUGGGGGGGGAUAUGGCGGUGGGUAUGGCGGUGGGCAUGGUGGUGGUUAUCCAGGUGGUUACCCCAACUGGAACCCAAAUAAUAAGAUUCUCAGUCCCCGCUAUGGUGGAGGAGGCUUUGGAGGAGGAGGCUAUGGAGGAGGUUAUGGGGGAGGAUCCCCUUUCUCUCGUUCAGUUCAGAAUAUGGGAUACCAGCCUAAGUCGUCAGGUUUUGCUAAAAAAGCCAUGUUAGCUGCCGGUGUUGGUGCGGUGGCUGGAAUGGCUGUCGGAUAUGGACUGGGGCGCUUUCCUCGACCACAUUUCAACUUCCGCAAUCCUGAAGAAGAGCAGUACUACAACAACUACAUGUACCGCCGCUACGGCACACAAUCCACAGACCAAAAAGACUAUGGUCGUGAUUAUGAGUUCAAGCCCCCGCCUCGGGCAGAUUCAUACGAUACCUACGUUGAUAAGUGCAUGAAUGAGACCACCCCUCUUAAAGGUCAGGGCAGCUCCUCCCCCGCCACUAAAAGUCAGGGUGGUGAUGAUGAAGAUGACGACACUGUUAGUAUCGAAGAGAUUGGAUACCCAGCUCUAAUUGAGCAAGUGAAGAUCCGGCGCUGUGUCGAACGGUACAUGGAAUACUCCAAGCAAUUUCUGCAGAAACGAAAAGCUGAACAACAAUCCAUGCCAGCUGGAAACAGCUCCCCGAGCUACGGGAUGAUGCAGCUCUUCACUUCUCUUUGUGUACUACUGUCCAGCAUGCUCCUUCUCCAGUAAAAACAAUUAUCCUCCCUAUCACCACACCCCAAAUGGAUCUCUACUUCCUGCAUUUUAUCUGCACGUCCACAUAGUGCUUAAGUAUACUAUCCUCAUUGUAAAACAAUAGCUGUACACUUUCAAGCUUUUAUGGUGAGUAAAUCAAUGACAACACUAGCAAAAAGUAACAGUAAUGUGUAUAUAGUAACAAAAUGAGUCAAAAUUUAACUUUGGUAGGUCAUCAGUUUUGUGAUGUACAAGCUGCACUCAUAUUUUAUGUUUUCCUUAUUUUUCAUCUCUGUGAAUUUGCACUUUUUACUUUACAUUGUGCACUUACUGCAUAGAGAUUCAGGUUGUUUGAGUUGAGUCGUUUGACACUGCUGUUUAAAACAGGAAUGUAACAUUUAGUGUUUUAUGUACAAUAACAUCCAAUUAACAUCAUUACAACAGUCAUUUCAGCGAUACCAGACAAUUUAAAGGAAUGAGUUUUCACUUCUUCUAUUGAUUUAAUAUGUUCUGGUUUUAUUGUAUAUAACAGCAUGUGAAAGCAAGGGUUCCACCUUUAAAUUUGGAUCAAUAUUAACACAAGUGUAGGGAAAGUCGACAUAUUUGGGUUGAAGACUUAUCAUCAUAUAAUUACGUUUGUGCAAGAAAGAAUGAUGCCCUCAAAGAAUUAAAGGCCAGUCAUACAUCAGAAUGGAAUAAUAGAAGUAUUCUUUCCACAAUGUGGUUCACCAGUGGUGUGCUCAUGAUGGGGAUGAAUCUAUCGGGCAAAUUUAGAUCAUUUGAUAUUCUUAGGUUAAGGCGUAUGCACACUUAUGUUCAAGUACUAAACCCUAUUAGUGGUACAUAUUAGAAGAUGAUAUUCUUAAGUACAUUAUUUAAACCACUAUUACGACUUCCCUCAUCGCUGCAAAGCUGUUAAUAAUAAAUCGGACAUGAUGGGAAAUAUCGGACGCCAAUCACACGCAGACAUUCUUUUUAAUAAGCUACAAUUAACAGUUAAACCUUUGCAUGGCAACAUGAGUAAAUAAUAGCCAUACUUCUCAGGUACAUGAUACUCAAACUACUUUGUUUAGAUGUUGAUCUGACUGAAUUAUAUUGGAUUGCAUGUAGUAGCCUUUAACAGUAAAGCGGCAUCAGUCAACAUGUGCUCUUUGAUGUGCAACAGAUGACAUCAUUAGUUGUGUUCUCGUGUUGCUUCCUUACCUGCAGCUGUCAAGAACAAUCUACAUUAUUUAACUUUAAGAUUUUUUUAUGCAAAGAUGGUUUGGUUAAAACUGGAUUUGGUUUUGAAUGGAUAACAUCCAGAUCUGUUCAAGACUUGAAUCCAGAUUUCUGGCAUCCGAGCACUGACUAGCUCUGCUUUACAUUGGUACCAUAACCUUAGUCACCAUCACGCAUGGUCUUGCUUGUCAUCGGUAAGAUAAUAUUUGCACUGUUACCAUAAGCACUGGCAUAAAAAAUGAAAGUUACUGAGGGCGUUGCCUCACUGCUGUAAUGGUUUGCGGAUUCCAAUACUUGGUGCCAACCCUGGAAAUACUCAAGUUCUUGGAGAAUCUCAGUCAUUCUGGUCACAUUUUCCAGGUUUGAGCUGGUCUACACAGGAUGUAACAGGCAUAGGUCAGUUGCUGGCGGGUCUAUAAAUAUCUGUUUAUUCCUCCUGACCCUGCUGCCUCCCUGGCUUUCAUGGCAAAAACAUUUUGUCUCCCUUUUUCCAUCAGAGUGAGUUUAAAGGACCUUUCACUCUGCAGGUUGCGUCAUUGUGUAUAAUGUGAAUCACAUGUACAUUGGCAUAGAUUAAUUUCAAAAUUUGGCUUGUAUUUUUAUCUGCCUGUUGUCAUUUCUUUUAUAUAUCUCUUGGUUCUGAAAGCAUCUUGUGAUUAAAUGUCUGGAAAAUGCUACCCAAGUUAAGAUUUUGCUGGCUAAAUUUGUACUAUUUUCACUAACCAAGGUGUUUUCACUGAUGGUUAAGUUCAGAUUGAAAAUAAUUACACUGGGAUUGUUUAUUAAGUUAAGUCCAGUGUGGUACUGCUCAAAUAAAUUGUACAAUACAGUAUAUCUAGUUGUGGUUUUACAGAGAUGUUCUUACAUCAAUUUCUCUUUUAUUCUCUUCCUACUUUAUUUGUUUUAGUGCUGCAGUACAUCCCAGGGUUUUCCCAAUUCGUUUGUAUUGGCAAAAUGUUCGGGAUUGAUUUUGAAUUAGAUUUUGACACUUUCCUACUAUUUAGGCUGUAGGAUAUCUGUAAAGUGCACUUAUUCCCCUAAAGGAUUAGAAGAGUUUCUGUCAUAGAGCUCAUGUUAUAAUGGACUAACUGUGGGAAUUUUCUGCUCUUCACUUUCUAAUGUAAUCGCUCUGGGUUACUCAUCAAUUACAAUGGCUAAUUGGGUUUGUCAUGGAUGUUAAUGUGUUCAAUAAAAUAAUUAACAAAAGAG
This is a messenger RNA of Notolabrus celidotus (New Zealand spotty), 4276 nucleotides long. RefSeq names its product glycine-rich cell wall structural protein 1.8-like. The transcript is spliced from 3 exons. Gene Ontology annotation, cellular component: membrane. The record is from RefSeq and is a predicted model, not a curated record. Gene Ontology annotation, biological process: protein homooligomerization. Lineage: Eukaryota; Metazoa; Chordata; Actinopteri; Labriformes; Labridae. The coding region runs from base 320 to 1861 and encodes 513 amino acids.